Candidula unifasciata is the source of this 718-nucleotide messenger RNA. NCBI's taxonomy places the organism in Eukaryota, Metazoa, Mollusca, Gastropoda, Stylommatophora, Geomitridae. The record is from the annotation of a GenBank genome assembly.
UAUAAUCAUUGAUUAUUCAUCAGGACUGACCUCGCUAACUAUUCCAAUGCUGAUAACAAUUGAACGUUUAGUAACGAUAUUUCAUCCGCUAAAGGUAUCCAAAAUUAUCACACCUCUGCGAACUUUCCUAGCUAUAUCAGGCGUGUUUAUUUUCUGGUAUGUAAAUUUUACAUAUACCGUAUUUUGGACUUCACUGAGUGAUACUUAUGACAUGCUGGAAAACAGAACCGUGUAUGUUAUCAUACGCUCGUCCUUGUAUGACCACGAUAAAGAUAUCGUGGAUGACCUAGAAGACCUGUGGACAUAUUCGAGUUUACGAAUACCGCCAUUGUUUACUUUCAUCGGUUGUAUUAUUAUCGGUAUCAAAAUUAAAAUGGCGUCAGUGAAAAGAAUGCAGCUGACGGGGCGGGAAGUGAGUGGGUCAAUGAACAGAACUACGAAAACACUUUUGGCAGUGUGUGGGAUGUACACAAUUACUUGUAUUAUAAUGUUACUGCCAUAUUUUAUGCCGCAGUAUGCCUCUUAUUCUGUCAGCGAGGAAACGUCGACAGGCAUAAGUCAAGUGUUGUAUCAAACAAUCAAUGUGGUGAUGUGUAUCAACAGUUCGUGUAACUUUAUUAUCUACAUCGUCUUUAACAAGAAUUUCAGAGAUGCGUACAAGGCUUUGUUUAUCAAGAACCGUCAAGUUAACGCUUCAGUCGGGAGGUUCAGGAAGUGA